CUGUGGGCAGUUAGUGCUGAGGUACCUGGCUGAGCAGGGGAGGGGAGUCUGGCACGCCAGCCAGGGUGGAGUCUGGCGGAGGAGAAGUGCGCAGAGGAUGGGAGCUGCACAGCCUGUGGUGAGAAAUAGGCUGUAGACUUUAAAAUGUCCUCCUUGGCAAAUGACUGCUCCCAUCUAGAGUCCGUGGGCGAAGUGACCAAAGAAGAACUCAUUCAGAAAUCGCACGGCAGCUGUCGGGACUGCAAAGUCAGGGGACCAAACCUCUGGGCUUGUUUAGAGAAUGGCUGCUCCUACAUUGGGUGCGGGGAGUCUCACGUUGACCACAGUACAACACAUUCUCAGGACACCAAGCACUGCCUCACUGUGAACCUUACCACCCUCCGCGUCUGGUGCUACACGUGCAGCAAGGAAGUGUUUCUGGAUCGGAAGCUGAGCGCUCCGUCCGCCAGCGCGAAACCUCAGGACAGCGCCGCGCAGGAUUCAAGGAUGACCUCAAACCUGACUUUAAAAACUCCACCAGCUGUGGUUUAUGAGAACCUAGACAUUGAACUGGAAGAGGAGGACGAGCUGAAAACGAGAGGGCUAACGGGACUUAAAAAUAUUGGAAAUACGUGUUAUAUGAACGCGGCUCUACAAGCGUUAUCCAACUGUCCUCCCCUCACGCAUUUCUUCCUGGACUGCGGUGGCCUGGCGCGUACCGACAAGAAGCCCGCUCUCUGCAAAAGCUACCAGAAGCUGAUGACUGAAAUCUGGCACAAGACCAGGCCUGGUUCUGUUGUACCUACUAAUUUGUUCCAAGGCAUAAAGGCAGUAAACCCAACGUUCCGGGGCUAUUCCCAACAGGACGCUCAGGAAUUCCUGCGUUGUUUGAUGGACAUAUUGCACGAAGAGCUUAAGGAGCAAGUCAUUGAGACAGAAGAGUACCCACAGCCAGGCAUGCUAGAGGAGAUCAUGGAGGAGGACCGGAACCUUUCAGACAGUGACUUUCAGUCAUGCGAGUCAGGGUCCAGUAGUGAUCACGCUGAAAGUGAAAGUCGGAAAUUGUCAGAGGAACUCUCAGAAUCCACCAUGCUAAUCCAAGAGGACCAGAAAGAUCAGGAGCCUCUGAAGGCCUGGCAGAAGGAGAAGAUGAUCUCCAGCCACUUGAGUCAGAACAAUUGCCUGCAGGAUCUGGAGAAGAACCUGGAGAAAUUGGUGGAGGAGGGCGAUUUUAGCUCUCAAGGAACCGUGAAGGUUCAGAUACAGAGCCGGAUGUCAGACUAUGCCACAGAAGUCAACAUGAGUGACCUGUCUGCUUCUCAAACACCCUUACUUAGUGAUGGCUCAACGGCCCACCUGUCCAGCAGCCCACCCAAACCUGGAGCACUUUGGACAACUCACAAAAAAGAUUCCUUGCCUCUAGGAAGCAGACAGCCCAUCCGUGGCACCAGAGUCUGGACUGCAUCAACCGUUCCAACCGUAUGUCUCCCUAAGAAGAAGAGGCACAAGAAGCAUCGCAGUGUGAUAUCAGACGUGUUUGACGGCACCAUUCUAAGCUCCGUACAGUGUCUUACAUGUGAUAGAGUAAGUAAUCACCCCGCCAGCUGUGCUGUACGGUAUUCAGGGGAAGCUUGUUCAUGUAGUGCAGUCAGUGGCCGCCAAGCUUCUCAAAGCGCUUUCAGCCUGGGUCUUCUUUGUGAUAACAUGUACAGCUGUGAGAAGUGCAAAAAGUUAAGAAAUGGUGUCAAGUUCUGUAAAGUGCAGAAGUUUCCAGAGAUACUGAGCAUACACCUGAAGCGCUUCAGACACGAGCUUAUGUUCUCCACCAAAAUCGGGACCCACGUGUCUUUCCCGCUGGAGGGCUUGGACCUGCAGCCGUUCCUUGCAAAGGAUAGUCCCGGCCAGAUUGUGACUUAUGACCUUCUAUCUGUGAUCUGCCACCACGGGACAGCCAGCAGCGGCCACUACAUCGCGUAUUGCCGCAAUAACCUAAACAACCUCUGGUAUGAAUUUGAUGACCAGACUGUGACAGAAGUGAGCGAGGUGACCGUGCAGAACGCAGAGGCCUACGUGCUUUUCUAUAGGAAAUCCAGUGAAGACGCUCAGAAAGAGCGGAGACGGGUGACCAGUCUGCUGAACCUGAUGGAGCCCAGUCUCCUGCAAUUCUACGUCUCUCGUCAGUGGCUCAACAAGUUUAAGACAUUUGCAGAACCUGGGCCUAUAACCAAUAAUGAUUUUCUAUGUGCGCAUGGGGGUGUUCCUCCCCGUAAGGCGGCUCUGAUAGAAGACCUGGUGGUUAUGCUGCCGCAAAACAUCUGGGAAUAUUUAUACAGCAGAUUUGGAGGAGGUCCAGCUGUCAAUCACCUCUAUGUGUGUUACACCUGCCAGACCGAGCAAGACAAGAUCGAAAAGAGGCGGAAGAUGGAACUGGAGACUUUCAUCCGGCUAAAUAAGGCUUUCCAAGAAGAGGACUCGCUAGCUGUGAUCUACUGCAUCAGCAUGCACUGGUUCCGGGAGUGGGAAGGCUUUGUGAAGGGCAAGGACGUGGAUCCUCCGGGUCCAAUCGAUAACUCAAAAAUAGGCAUCACCAAAAGUGGGCAUGUGACUCUGAGACAAGGAGCAGACUCUGGACAGAUCUCUGAAGAAACAUGGAACUUUCUCCAGUCCAUCUACGGCGGCGGGCCUGAGAUCACACUGCGGCAAAGCGUCGCAAUCACCGAAUCGGAAGCCGGCUCGUCGGAAGAGAAGAUUGACGUCGAGACGCGGAAUGUAUAAUUAUUUGCUUUAUCUGCCCUAGUGUAACAGUCAUUCGUUUUUUUGUUUUCGUCUUUAUUUUCCCCCUUACAAAUGAUUCCUUCUGUUAUAAUAUGGAAUUAGACGGCAUUUUCGGCUGUGAUCUAAAGUUUCCUAUUUAUGUUUUCUAAGAGAGCAGGUGAUAAACUGAGAGUUUUAUUUCAGGUGACCUAUGUAAAUGUUUUAAAUUUUCUUUUAAUCCUGCCAUUGUACAUGACGUGCUAAAGAAACCCUGUGGGUGGCCGCAGGGUCCACAUUCCGCGUUCGGCUCUGCGUGUAACCAGUUCCGCCAUGCCCCAAGUGACUGAAUUUGGUCAUACGAGCAUUCCCUAAACUCUUCAUGCAGAAUUGAGCCCUUCUCUCCCGCUGCGUCAGGACCUCACCUGGUCAGCCAAGUGCCACGUGUGUGCGUGUGUAUAGCCAAGGACAACUGGGAACUUUGUGGAUCACUGCACAUUUUGUGGAAGUGUGCCGUGUAACUGGGAAGGCACUUUUAAAUGUAGUGUAAUUAUCCAGUGCAUCAACAGUGCCGUCUACCCUUUAAAAUUGUAUUUUUCUAUAUAAUCAUAAGUCAGAACAGGAUUGACGGCUUAUUAAUAAGCGACACGGGCUACGUAUCCACUUUUCGGUUCUUGUCCUCCGUUGGAUCGGGAGGAAGCAAUGACCAAUAGCGAGUGGCUUUUUAUUUUGUAGUAAUUAUCUAACCACUAUUAAUGGUAUGACACUUGAGCCUGCUGUCUGCUAAAGGCUGUUUUGUGCACGGCAUGCCCUGACAUUGAAGAUUAGAAGAAAAAUCUUUUAUUUUAAUAAGAAUGGUAGUAGACGCUUGGCGAAUACAAUCACCAUUUUUGGAAAUGUGAAGAAUUCUUAGUAUAUUUAUAUAAUUGAAUUUUAUUUUUACUGUUAACUGAUAAUGUAUGAAGUGUAGACGCGGCAGGGUAAUUGCGUAAAGCACAGGUGUAGGUACAGGUUAGCCCCCGCUGCUGCAAUGUCUUUUUGUUGGUACCGUAGACCUGCGUAGAAUAAGACAGCACAGCCGUAACAGUCUGACAUGUACCUUGUAAGCACAAUGGGCCGGUCUCGGUCACAGAACACAAAGGAUCGGUGAAUGUAGAUGUUGGAGAGUAGUUUGUACUUGUCUAUUCUCUAAAUAUUAAUUUGCAAAUACCUCUUUCUUAGUAAAAACGUAGCAUUCAUUGGCCCCUGUCCUCAUAGCGGAACGCAUUUAAUGCUUCUCGUUGGCAUUUCUGCAUUGGAUGUAGGUUUAAUCUGUGCCCAUUACUGGAAUAUGAUUCACUGUGUGCAGAUGAAUCCUUUCCUUGCUCUACAUCCCGUAACUAAUUCCGUCCAAGGUUACAAUAGUCACAUUCCAAACCACCAACCUCCCCUUCACUGCCCCACAAAAGGAAAAAAACACUUAAGCAGUCCAAUAAAAGAAGACGAAAGAAGCCAAGUAACGUGCAACCCUUGGUGAGGAACAAUAAUUUGGUAUGAUGAAAAUAUAUUCAGGAAACGUACUGAAAUAAGAUAAACCAUCGCACAACACACUCACGUGGGAAAACUGAUAGAUCAGCACAGAUGAGCACUAUAACGAAUGAUAGAAUAUUCUUUGUACAGCGCUACUUCACAUGAUGGCGAUAUAAAAACAAACGAUAACAAUAAUAUAGAGUAUAAGUACCGCUUAUGGAGGACUGGUCAGCUGUCUGCAGGUUUAUACAGUGCAGUAGAGGAUUAAAUCAUAUCUCUGGAAGAGCAAUAUACCUGUACAAAUGAAAGUUUGUACGUUAUGAUAGGUAUCCGUUCACAUGGUCGACCAUGUUAUGGUCGACAGUCAUUAGGUCGACCACUAUUGGUCGACAUUGACAUGGACACAUGGUCGACACGUGAAAAUGGUCGACACAUGAAAAGGUCGACAUGAGUUUUUUUAACUUUUUUUUUUUUUUGGGGAACUUUUCCAUACUUUACGAUCCACAUGGACUACGAUUGGAAUGGUAAUCUGUGCCGAGCGAAGCGGUAGCGGAGCGAAGGCACCAUGCGAGGGGACGCGGUGCACUAAUUGGGGUUCCCAGUCACUUUACGCAAAAAACGACACCAAAAAAAGUUAAAAAACUCAUGUCGACCUUUUCAUGUGUCGACCUUUCAUGUGUCCAUGUCGACCAUGUCAAUGUCGACCAAUAGUGGUCGACCUAAUGACUGUCGACCAUAACAUGGUCGACCAUUCAUACCGGAACCCUCACGAUACCAUAGCAACACAAAUGGGGAGAAUUAAAUCAUAGUAAGACAUAUCUGUAUGACAAAUGGAUUAUCCUGGGGCCUGGGGUCUGAAAAUGCGUUUAUACGUUUUUGUCAAAUGGACUAGGUGGAGGGGCCAGAACCAGUAUAUUGAAUAGGACCCCCAUGGAUAAGUUGCUCUAGCUAAUGACAGGCACCACUCAGAAAUUUGAUUCAUUGUCCCACUUGCUGUGGAUUAUUCGUAGUUGUGGAAUUGUUGCUAUGGGUUACUGCAGUAUUGCAGUUUCUUAGUAAGUAACCUCCAAAUGUCAUCAGACAUUCCCAGCAAUUCCAAUAUACACCACAGUAUGUUCAGGAUUCUGUCCUCUGUAUAUGGUGAUCUCUGUGUUUAUAGAAGGGUAGCGUAUGGGUACAAGAAGAGCGGGUAACGUGGGAGGAUGAGGGCAGGGGGGGGAAGUAAUAGGCAGGAUGCUGACAAAGUUGUCCAACCCUAGAUUUCAGCACUGGGGAGGAAGAGACGGCUGGUGUGCCAGACACGGACAGCUCGUCUUCCUCUAGGUGGCGCCAGUGUAAUUAAGAAGUACUAGAUUUUUUUAUUUCCAUCGUUGAGACCAUGACGCUGUAUGUAUGUCUGCACUGACACUUUCACAGACUUAUACGAGGUGUGGCUAUUAAAUUACGAGACUGAUGCUAUAGUUUAUGUUUAAUUAUAUUAAGAACAUUUUAACGCCACCCCCCUUCUACACCCUCACAGCGCUGCAUUCUUAUUCUCCAUUGGUCAAAGCAGCGCUGUAGAUCAUUACCUGUCAGCUGUCGCACAGCUCCGUCAUUUUCUAUUUUACCUCAGUAACUCAUGCAAAACGUGUUCUUUUUUCUUUGUUUAUGUCUUUGAAAAUCUUUAAUAAAAACUGGUUAUACAAAAACUCAUGCAAAACGGGUUCCCUCGGGUACAGAUUUGACUUUAAGAAAGAAGUCAUGCGGUGAUAGGUCUGACAAGUGUGGAGGAUGUUCUAGCACUGCAGUCUGUUUCUCGGCCAAAAACUGAGAGAGCUGUGUGGGCUGGUGCGUUGCCCUGAUGGAGGAUGAAACCAUUUUUCCACAACUCUGGACUCUUUAUUCUAAUUUUUUCCCCCCGCACAGUUUCUAGAACACUUUUGUGGUAAUGUUGAUUUACUGUUGCGCCUUCGGGUACCCAGUCUGCCAAAAUAAUACCCUUGUUAUCAAAGAAAACAAUUAACACGGCUUUGAAAUUGGAAUUGCUUUGACGUGCUUUCUUCGUUCUCCGGUGCACGGACUGGCGUUUUGCUCAGGAUCGUACUGGAAGAUCCGCGUUUCAUCACAGACCAUAACAAAAUUGUAAAUUCGCUUGAAUUUGUUCCAAAACGUCUUUACAAAUUCGCUUUCAAAUUUCUGCUUGGUUAAGAUCUUGAUGCAAAACUUGUCUCGGUUUCUUUGUCAAUUUUUUCCACAUUUUCAUUUGUUUUUGGUGUACAAGGCCUUUCGGGACGAUCUUCAUCUACGACAUCCUCACGAACUUCACUAAAUCUUUUCUGCCACUCAAGCACGGGUGCACGUGACUUAGAGUAAGCCUUGGUUAGCAUACGGAAACAUUCAGUUGGUGUUUUGUUCAAUUUAACCAAAAAUGAUACGCUAACGCAUUGCUCUACUUUUGCACUAAGCAUUUUUACGACGCACAGGAAAAACACAACUUCUUCCACCGCUGCUGAAACGGCAAACUAUCUGUGCGAGAGGGAUGAAACUUGCAAAACUGUUUUGGGAUUGUCCAAGGUCAGUGUUACCCCUUUUAUCUCGCGCAGUAUGGUACAGUCUCCCGUUAUUUAAUAGCCACGCCUCGUAUCUAUUCUGUGGAUGACGUUAUUCCUGUUCAUCUUCCUUUUCGUUAAUAAACUAUUGUUCCAUUUUGUAUCCAGUAAUAUUUGUACAUUAUUUAAUGAACGCUUCCACUUUUUAGCUAAUUUAUAUGGAUUACGGUGGCGUGUUGCACUUUGCACCCAGUAUAACAUUUUUCUAGUUAUAAUGGUGCCCAACAAUAUCUGUUUUGUAAAUGCAUGCCCGAAUCUGGGCACAGUUUGUUGCACUAAAGGGGGCGUGCCUGGGUGCAACAGGGUCGGGGAUUAUUUUGCCCUGAUUUCACAUGUCUAAAUGUUGGGAUAUAUGAUUUAUCCUUACAUGGCUGUGCAGUGAUAAUUGCUGGUGUACAAAGACUGCAAUGGGUAUCGAAUGCUUUCAUACAGACAUAAAUACUGUGUAACACCAGAUUUACCAAUCUGCUUUUCCCACCGCAUUCUUUACUGAAAACGUCCGUUUAAUAUUUUCAUGAUAUUAGGUUCUCGCGUUUUGCAGUUUUAUAAAUGAUAUUUGGAAAUGACGGGGGAGGGCGCAUUAAAUAUAAAAAUGACCACUACAGUUACUGGAGAUACUGCAGGUUACUGGCGCUCCUUUACUGCAGGGGUUCUCAGCGCCAAUCCUCAUGUAAUCCCAGCAGAUCAUGUUUUCAGGAUUUCUGCCUGCGGACUACACAGGUAGGAUAAUUACUGACCCAGCCAAGUAGACUCACUGGGAAGGAAAUCCUGAAAACCUGAGCUGCUGUUUGUGCAUGAGAUUCGUAUUUGGGAAACUUCCUGCUGAAAAUCCCCUGGGUACUAACAAAUUGUACUUUCUGUAGCGUAACCUUCCGUUUCUGCUGCGCAAAUGCCAGUCGGUGACUGUCAGCAUGUCGUGAAUGUUUGUUUUUAAUGAUUUAUUUGCUCCUUGUAAAUCGUCAAUAAAAGAAGACAAGUUUA
Molecule: messenger RNA, 7808 nt
Organism: Pseudophryne corroboree (corroboree frog)
Lineage: Eukaryota; Metazoa; Chordata; Amphibia; Anura; Myobatrachidae
Gene: USP33
Product: ubiquitin specific peptidase 33
Exons: 23
Coding region: 145-2754 (869 amino acids)
Biological process (GO): protein deubiquitination
Cellular component (GO): cytoplasm
Molecular function (GO): zinc ion binding; cysteine-type deubiquitinase activity
Source: RefSeq, a predicted model, not a curated record